Aphanomyces astaci is the source of this 1331-nucleotide messenger RNA. RefSeq lists its product as hypothetical. Gene Ontology annotation, molecular function: phosphoprotein phosphatase activity. NCBI's taxonomy places the organism in Eukaryota, Oomycota, Saprolegniomycetes, Saprolegniales, Verrucalvaceae. The transcript is spliced from 4 exons. The record is from RefSeq and is a predicted model, not a curated record. The coding region runs from base 34 to 930 and encodes 298 amino acids.
CUAUGAACGCGGUUUAUUCCUUUGCAUUUUGACAUGACAACAACCGAGAGCCCGCCGCCACGGCCGCCACCCGACAGAAGCAGCAAGAAGACGAAGCUCGGGUUCUACGCCGACCCGCGAUCCCCCAUUGCGUCUACACCCCUCAAACGUCCACGCACGACGCCGCUGAAUGCGACCUCCGAUGGAGCACAUACUGAUGUCGUCGAGAAUGUCCCGUCCGCUUCAUCACCAACGACAGAAGCGACGACGACGAGGCGGCUCGAUAUGAACGUAGAGGACGAGGAGGAAGAAAAGGAAGAAGUCAAAUCUGCGGACGAAGGAGACUCCAAUCGGACCACUGCAUCGGACAAGCAGUACACCACCGCGGACGACGACGUGGAUCUGUUUUCCCCGGCACUCAAAGUCGAUGGUCGGAUUAAGCAGAAUCUCCACCCACAUCAUCCAAUCCCCUCCACGACCACGACCGCUGUGGCAGAGCAUGUCCCCGACAGCCUCGUCCCUGGCGAACCUGAUGCAGAAACCCCUGCCACAUCCGCAUCACCCAAGGACGACGAGUCCAUCGUUGAAGUCGACUUCAACCCGUUCUACUUUAUGAAGACUUUGCCGCGGUACAGCGACUUGCACGAGCUAGUGCGGCCUGUGGCGCUCCCGCCCAAGACAUCGACCGCGCACAAACUGUGUCUGGUGCUGGAUUUAGACGAAACCCUCGUGCACUGCACCAUCGACGACAUUCCCCAAGCCGAUUUGAAAUUUCCGAUCGAGUACGACAGCCACGAGUACACUGUAUCUGUGAAACGGCGGCCGUUUAUGAUGGAAUUCCUCUCCCAAGUGUCUGAAUGGUUUGAAGUCGUCGUGUUCACGGCAUCCCAGCGCGUCUAUGCCGAAACGUUGCUCGACUUGGUGGAUCCGUACCACCAGUUCAUCUCGUAAGUCGUUUCUCGGGUCAUUUCUCACGAACGAGUGCGAUGUAUGUACAUAUAGACAUCGCCUGUACCGUGACCACUGUUUGCCCGUGGACGGCAACUACCUCAAGGACCUGAACGUGCUCGGCAGAGAUUUGGCCCAUGUGCUUUUGAUUGAUAACUCACCCCAUGCGUUCGGGUACCAAGUGACCAACGGCGUGCCCAUCGAGAGCUGGUUCACCGACGAAAGUGACUCGGAAUUGCUCAAGUUGCUGCCGUUUCUCGAGUCGUUGCUUCACGUUGACGACGUGAGACCGAUCCUUGCCAAGCAAUUUCAGAUCCAACGACUGAUUGAUGCCGCCGUCUUGGACGACCAAUAAACAGGACCAUGUGUCUCUGAGAUACAGUAUGCUGGUGGUAUUUUCAUUC